UAGAAAGAUGAAUGUGCAGUAGCUUCGGCGUCAGAGUUUGGCUUGUUUCUGACAAAAAAUUGCUUCUCUUUAUCUCUCUUUCUCUCUCUCUCUCCGAAGCACUUAUAAAUUAGAAAGGCAACAGCUCCUUCUGGCUUUUACGAGGGACGCUCCCAGCAACAUUACUCUGCAUAUUUUUUCGCCUUCUCCCUGUAAACAAAAACCAAUCAAGAAGGCAAAACAAACGCACGGGCUUUUUCUUUCUCUGAAACCUCACCAUCUUUUCAUUUCCUUUUGUCUGCUUGUAGCUUGUAACUUUUUGAAAUUUCCAUUGCUCAGGCGGUUUCAGCAAUAAGAACAGAUAUGAGAAAAAUCUCCAAGCCUUCGUGGCCUAAAGUAGUCGUGAGAAAAUGGCUGAAUAUAUCGAGUGGAGCAGACGAGUUUUACUCCGAUUACGCAUUAAACGAGAAGACUGAUGAAAGAAGAAAGAGCUGUUCUGACGAGGAUUACUUCGUCAUCGUACCGGAAGAUUUCUCAGAAGGCUGGAUGAUGGAGGGUGCCGGCGGAAUCAAACCGUCGAAAAUCAAGCCGGUGGUACCACCUGUCACCGAUUUGCUCAACCUCAGGAUGUUUGUAGGGACAUGGAAUGUCGGAGGGAAGUCGCCACAUGAGGGUUUGAACUUGAGAGAAUGGCUAAGGUCACCUGCUCCUGCCGACAUCUAUGUUCUUGGGUUCCAGGAAAUUGUUCCCCUAAAUGCUGGCAACGUGCUUGGCGCUGAGGACAGUGGACCAGCGGCCAAGUGGCUUUCCCUUGUUCGACAAGCCUUGAAUACCAGCAGAGUUGACCAAGAACUUGCUCAAUGUUACAGCAAUGUCACUGAAGCAAGGAGUCCAUCCUCCCCGCAGCUUGAGCAGCAAGCAGGCCUGAAGCAUAGGAUCAGCUUUUCUGAUUUACUAUCAAUGGAAGAUGAACUUGGCAAAGAGGAUUUUGAAAGAUUGCUAAACUUGAGUUUGAAUUCUAGCGAAGAAGGCUCUCCUAGCCCCACUUGCAUGUCUGGCAGUCCAACACGGCAACGUUUCUGCCUAGCUGCAAGCAAGCAAAUGGUAGGGCUUUUCUUAUGCGUGUGGGUUCGGGCUGAUCUUUACAAGCAUAUUAGCAGCCUGAAAGUCUCAUGUGUUGGCCGUGGCAUAAUGGGAUAUCUUGGAAACAAGGGAUCAAUAUCCAUUAGCAUGACGUUGCACCAAACGACAUUUUGCUUUGUUUGUAGCCACUUGACCUCCGGGGAGAAAGAAGGGGAUGAGAUCAGAAGAAAUUCUGAUGUUGCAGAAAUAUUGAAGAGAACAAGGUUUUCUCAUUCAUUUAGAGAUCUCAGACAGCCACUUCCUCCGCAGAGCAUUUUAGAUCACGACAAAAUUAUUUGGUUAGGAGAUUUGAACUAUCGGCUUGCUGUGGGUUGUGCUGAUACACAUGAAUUACUGAAGAAGAAUGACUGGCAAGCACUUCUAGAAAGGGAUCAGCUAAGGAUAGAACAAAGGGCUGGUCGGGUGUUUAAAGGAUGGGAAGAAGGCAGGAUUUAUUUUGCUCCAACUUACAAGUAUCUCACCAAUUCUGACGAAUAUGUAGUACAAACAUCUAAAUCAAAAGGAAAACGGCGAAAUCCUGCCUGGUGUGAUAGGAUCCUGUGGAAAGGUGAAGGAAUUAAGCAGGUGUGGUACUCAAGGGGCGAGUCUAGGUUCUCGGAUCACAGACCAGUUUAUUCCCUCUUCUCAGUACAAGUCAAUUUAGAAAACAAGCUCAUCUCCGCCACUAGAUCAUGCCCACCAAGAUUUUCAGCAAAAUCUACUUUGUCAUCAGCUUGUGUGGCCAAGGUCCAAGCUGAGGAACUGUUGCUAAUUUCCAGGGCACAAAGCUGCAUAAAUGCAACUUCCAGGUUUUGAUACCUCAAAAAAAUGGCCUACCAAUAGUGAAGUUACAGCUGGAAUUGUUUGACAGACUGAGUACUGAUGCAAAAACCGAUAAGCAUUCCCUGACACCUGUGUUGCCCCGGCCUUUUUUAACGGGUUGAGACAGCGUGCUGGGGAGUGAUGAUGUUCAUGAUGGAUGGUAUGGCAUGCUACUUAAAAUUGCAUGUGGAUUUUGUUGUGCGUGCCUGAUUUGACAAACCGGUGAUCUCAAGGGAUUCGGUAGAUAUGUUAAGAGCAAGAAGCAGUGAAUGAUUAGAUGUGGUUAGCAGUGAAGCAGGCCACUUCAGAAUCAAAAUUAAAGGAGGGGUGGCUGGAACUGGAUCAUUGGGACUUCCAAGUUCUUGUUUAACUGGAUGAGAGAAUGCAUUUUCAGCUUCUUCUUUUUUUUUUUUACAGAAGUGUCCAUUUUUUUUUUAUUUUUUGAUAAUUUUGAUGCUGAUGAGAUAGCUUUGAUUAAAGUGAAAAAUGUAAAUAGAAAGAAAAAUGGCUUUGCGGAGGAGACAGUUCGCAGAAGAACUCUCUUUAGAAAGCGCAAUGUUAUUGAACAUCGGUGAAUUAAGAAUAAUAACACUAGGAAGGUUUCAGUUUUGUCUGCAAUUUAAGUGGCAAUUCGCAUGUUCCAUUGAUUGUUCUGACGCAUUCCUCUUUAGGCCUAAGUCCAGCGGUCACUGUCUACGAUUAAAUUGGUUCAAUAAAACUUUUUAUUGGUCGCUCUCAAGUCUUAACUUGUUUCAGAUGACAAUGCCCAAUUCUAUCCAGGGAUAUUUUAUUCUUAUCUGGCUCUAGGUGUAAAAUUUUUAGAGCCAAACAAUAAUGUUUCCGUUCCAGCAGACGGAUCAUGAGUCGUGAACAAGGGAGAUCCAUAGAACCAGGACAAUAUUUGCUCAAAUCCAGCCAUAGAUUGGAGAGAGUAAAUGGUAAAUACAGCCAAAAACAAGAUUUGAUCUUCCCUCAAAUCCAAGCAAAUAUUUGAUGCAUUAUGAGCUCAUAGAGAGGCAAAAUGAAUAAAGAGCCAACGUUGGAGGGUUAGGCUUGAAGAAUAGAUGGGAUCAGUUUUUUUUUUUAAGGCAAGGGUCCAACAGGAAGCUUGCUAUCUGGGCCCUUUUGGGUCGCCCAUCAGUCGUAUUAGACUACGGGCCUGCCUAACAUUCUUUCAUGGGCUCUGCUUGAGUUUAAUUGGGCCUUCCAAAUAAAAUUUUUGGCACUUCUUGUCUCAGCUGAUGGCAUUAGA
Molecule: messenger RNA, 3175 nt
Organism: Durio zibethinus
Lineage: Eukaryota; Viridiplantae; Streptophyta; Magnoliopsida; Malvales; Malvaceae
Product: type I inositol polyphosphate 5-phosphatase 8-like
Biological process (GO): phosphatidylinositol dephosphorylation
Molecular function (GO): inositol-polyphosphate 5-phosphatase activity; phosphatidylinositol-4,5-bisphosphate 5-phosphatase activity; phosphatidylinositol-3,4,5-trisphosphate 5-phosphatase activity
Source: RefSeq, a predicted model, not a curated record